GUGUCUGAAUUCCAUCCAAGUUUAGCUAUUUCUACAAUACAUCUAUAGCAAAUAAUUUUCCAAUGAAGUUGCAGGCCCUUACCAUUUUCUUGCUUGCUUUUGUAUUAGCAAGUACUUAUGCAGCGAUAUCUCCGGAGGUUUAUUGGAAAAUAAAAUUGCCCAAUACUCAAAUCCCCAAAGUCAUCAAAGAUUUCCUUCCUCAAUCAGACGGCGUUGUUCCUGAGCUUAAACAAGAAAACACUAAGAAGAAAGUGUACUAUGGUUUAAGUGGAUAUAUUCCCAUUAGCUGGCAUCAUGUUGCUAAUUUUGAGUUUCAACGUUUCGUGCUAGAAAACCCCAGCACGAAUAGUGCUACUAACAAGAAUUUGAUCAAACAAGUAACUGAAGGAAGUAGUUUCAAGAAUGAUCUUAAAGUAAAUUAUGAUACUUUGAAACAAUACUUCUUUUUAGAGAAGGACUUGGAGAACGGAAAAGUUGUCGAGUUUCCCUCUUUCCUAAAUAAAAACGAAGCACCAUUUUUACCUAGACAUUUUGUUGAAUCGAUUCCCUUCUCGAUGGAGAAAUUCCCAGAGAUCCUCAACCAUUUCUCAAUCGAUAGUAAAUCAAAGGAUGCUCAAACAAUUAAGAAAACAAUCAAACUUUGUGAAGAGUCAGAAGUGAAACAUAAAGAGAAGAAAACUUGUGUGACUUCUUUGGAGUCUAUGGUAGAUUUCGGGUUAUCUGUACUUGGGACAAACAAUAUCCUCGCGAUUACUUCAGAGGUACAAGGGGAAACUCAAGCAUCCCAACGAUACACAAUUGAACAAGUUCAACAAAUAUCUGAUGGGGAUAACAUGGUUUGCCACAAGCUUAACUACGCGUAUGCUCUACAUUAUUGUCAUGUUGGAGGAAGUACAAGAACAUAUAUGGUAUCUAUGGUCGGUGUUGAUGGAACAAAAGUGAAAGCAGUAUCAGUGUGCCACAAAGAUACAUCUUUUUGGAAUGCACACGCGAUCCCUUUUGUAGUUCUCAAGGUUAAGCCUGGAACUACGCCAAUUUGUCAUUUUCUUCAAGAUGAUCAAAUAGUCUUUGUGCCUAUCUAAAUAGGCCACUAAGAUGCUAUUUGGAGUUAUGAAAUAAGCGUUCAGACGCCAUCCUAAAUCGUCCUCUAAGAGUAGUCGUUUACCUUUUAUGUGUUUCAUGUGUAAUGUAUCUUUAUCUUUAUAAAUAAAUGGAAAUGAUCCUCUGCUUCGUGUUAAUUUUUG
Molecule: messenger RNA, 1244 nt
Organism: Solanum tuberosum (potato)
Lineage: Eukaryota; Viridiplantae; Streptophyta; Magnoliopsida; Solanales; Solanaceae
Product: BURP domain-containing protein 6-like
Exons: 3
Coding region: 63-1082 (339 amino acids)
Source: RefSeq, a predicted model, not a curated record